UUCGAGUUGAUCAUGACAUUUGUAUAAUAUCCACAUCUAUAAAUACGAAUAACUGGAUCGCACACUCAGUACUGGUGUAUUUGCUUGAAACACCAACAGAUAGAAUAUUGCUGCAAAAACUUGGUGCAUGGAAAAAUCAAACAGCAUCAGCAGCAGCACAGGUGCUGCCUCUUCUAGCUACAGAGGAGUGCGCAAGAGAAAAUGGGGGAAAUGGGUGUCUGAAAUUCGUGAGCCAGGCACGAAAACCAGAAUUUGGUUGGGGAGCUUUGAGACACCCGAAAUGGCUGCUGCUGCUUAUGAUACAGCUGCGUUUUACUUCAGAGGACGUGAUGCACGGCUCAACUUUCCUGAACUGGCCAAUAAACUUCCACGCCCAGUAAGCUCAGAUGCUGAAGACAUUCGCAUGGCCGCUCACGAGGCUGCCUUAUGGAUUAAAGACCGUGCGGGGACGGCUGAGGUUGGAGGGUCUAGCUCAAACUUGGCACCGCUCACGGUGAGGCUCUCGCCUAGCCAAAUUGAGGCCAUUAACGAGUUCCCGUUGGACUCGCCGAAGAUGUGGAUGCAAAUGGCAGCGGAAGAAUCCAUGGCGUUCUCCACUGGUGAUUAUGACAUUGAUGAGGAGAAUGAAUGGGAAGACUUCCAGAAUGAUUCUCUUUGGGACCCUUAGUGACAGAAGUUUGGGAAGAAAAAAAGAAGAGAUGUUGAUCAGCAGCUUGCUUAUUACAUAUACAUGAAGCAUGACUACCAUUCAAAUUUGGCAAAUCGAGAGGACUUUCUAGCUACGACAUCAGAUCAUUUCUUGAAGAUUUAUAAGGAUUCAGUAGUAGUAGUACUGUUUAAUGGAAUAGUACGUAGGAGCAGAAGAUUUCUCAGUAUAUAUAUAUAUACCAUUGCGCAAGUAUAUUCCUAAAGAGAGAUUUUUUCUGGCGGGUCCCAUUUGACAUCAGAUCAGGGGAUCGGUUGGUUAAUUUUUUUUGAUAGAUUCCUAAGAGUUUUUAGUGGACGAAAUUUAUGUGUAGUGAGA
Molecule: messenger RNA, 1024 nt
Organism: Juglans regia (Persian walnut)
Lineage: Eukaryota; Viridiplantae; Streptophyta; Magnoliopsida; Fagales; Juglandaceae
Product: ethylene-responsive transcription factor ERF021-like
Exons: 2
Coding region: 128-667 (179 amino acids)
Biological process (GO): regulation of DNA-templated transcription
Molecular function (GO): DNA binding; DNA-binding transcription factor activity
Source: RefSeq, a predicted model, not a curated record